UCUAUUUUCAAUAUUACAUGCGUGCAUCGAGAACGUUAUUAACUAGUGGUCUAGCUAAAUCCUACGCAGUGUGAUAAUGGAAACCUGGUUCAUCAUUCUUGCUUUUCUCUGCAUCGCCUUCUCCCUCAAAUCGCUCCUCAAUCUGCUCCGAUCUUCUCCCUCCCGCCGGAAAAUCAAGAACCUCCCGCCGGGGCCCACAAACGUCCCCAUCAUCGGAAGCUUUCAGUGGCUCCGGCGAUCUUUAGCGGACAUCGAAAAAAUUCUCCGGGAGCUCAGAUCUGAGUAUGGUCCGCUUAUCACUCUCCGAAUUGGGCCUAAUCCGGCAAUCUUUGUCGCCAGCCACAGUCUCGCUCACCAGGCUUUGGUUCAGAACGGCGCCGUCUUCUCCGACCGACCCAAAGCCACGGCCACCAGUAGAGUUUUGUCGAGUAAUCAGUGUAAUAUCAGCUCUGCUCCGUAUGGCCCCACGUGGCGGCUCCUCCGCCGCAACCUCACCGCCGAGAUUCUCCACCCUUCCCGGAUAAAGUCUUAUUCCAGGGCGCGCAACUGGGCUUUGGGUAUACUCUUGGAGAAGCUCGGAAAACAUGGCGAAUCCGGGGAGGGUGUGAAGUUGAUAGAUCACUUUCAGUACACGGUGUUUUGCCUCUUAGUGCUGAUGUGCUUCGGGGAUAAGCUGGAAGAGGGGAAAAUCAAGGAAAUUGAGAAAGUUCAGAGGAAAUUGCUUCUAGGUUUCAGGCGAUUCAACGUUCUCAAUUUCUUCCCGAGGAUUGGGAGAAUCAUUUUCCCCGGUCGCUGGAAAGAAUUGAUGGAAACCCGGCAAGAACAGGAGCGAAUCUUCGUUCCCCUAAUUCACGCCCGAGCUCGGUCCAAAAAUGGCGAAAGCCGUAGUGAUGAAGAAGUUGUGGCGUAUGUGGACUCGCUCUUGGCCCUGGAGUUGCCGGAGGAAAAGAGAAAGCUCAACGACGGGGAGAUUGUUGGCCUUAUCAGUGAGUUUCUCAGCGGGGGAACGGAUACAACGGCCACCGCGUUGCAGUGGAUCAUGGCCAAUUUAGUUAAGAAUCCGGAAAUUCAGGAAAAACUGUACCGAGAAAUAUCCACUGUCUUGGAGCCGCUGCUACAGAACUCACCGGACAGGAAAAUUGUCCGGGAGGAAGACCUAACCGAAAUGCGGUACUUAAAAGCGGUGGUCCUAGAGGGUCUCCGGCGCCACCCGCCCGGCCACUUUGUGCUGCCGCACACGGUGACCGAGGAGGCGGAGCUGAACGGCUACACCAUCCCCAAAAACGCCGCCAUCAACUUCAUGGUGGCAGAGAUGGGGUUGGACCCGAAGGUCUGGGACGACCCAUUAGAGUUUAAGCCCGAGAGAUUCUUGACCGGCAGCCAGAACGAAGGUGCCGGUCAAGAAAUGUUUGACAUAACAGGGAGCAGAGAAAUAAAAAUGAUGCCAUUCGGAGCAGGUAGAAGAAUUUGUCCGGGCUGGGGUUUAGCCAUGCUACAUCUCGAGUAUUUUCUAGCAAAUCUGGUUUGGCAUUUCGAAUGGAGAUCUGUUGAAGGAGAAAAAGUGGAUCUUGAAGAAGAACUAGAGUUCACCGUUGUGAUGAAGAAUCCUCUUCGUGCUAAACUUCGUCUAAGAUCCUCUCAGUCUUAGAAUAUUCACUUCUGUCGGGUAAAUUUAUAAGUACGUGUUACCAAUAUAAUUAUGCAUGUUUUCUAUUUUCUAAUGUGCAUGCACUGUAUUGUACGUGUUUAUGUUGGAAUACUACUGCAUAUGGUUUGUGUUUAGACACUUUAUACAGUUACUCUGUACAAGUGGUUUUUG
This is a messenger RNA of Ipomoea triloba (trilobed morning glory), 1819 nucleotides long. RefSeq names its product cytochrome P450 89A2-like. The transcript has 2 exons. NCBI's taxonomy places the organism in Eukaryota, Viridiplantae, Streptophyta, Magnoliopsida, Solanales, Convolvulaceae. Gene Ontology annotation, molecular function: iron ion binding; heme binding; oxidoreductase activity, acting on paired donors, with incorporation or reduction of molecular oxygen, NAD(P)H as one donor, and incorporation of one atom of oxygen. The record is from RefSeq and is a predicted model, not a curated record. The coding region runs from base 77 to 1648 and encodes 523 amino acids. Gene Ontology annotation, cellular component: membrane.